AGACGACAGAGCCCAUGCUGCCUCUCUGGAGGUGGCGGACCCCUGUCACCAGCCCGAACGGGCCUUCAUCAUAUUCGAGGAGCCAGAGGUCAGAGGUGUAGGUUUCAUCUGGAAGUUGGUGGAGUCAUAAACUUGGAAGACUGUCUGAGGGUCCUCCGCUUUAAUAUUUAACAGUGAAAACACCGAAGAUGGAUUUCCCAGUGGAGGCAACAGUACAUCUGAAUCAGUUCCAAGAUAGGAACGAAGUGCUAAAAAUCCUCAGGUCACAUGGCUUUGAGCUGGAGGAUCUAGGAGGAGGUCAGGUGCGUGUAAACGGUUAUUUUUCUAAGCUCAGAGAUACAAAGGCUAAAAUGGAUCAGCUUCUCAGUUCACAAACCAGGAUGUCGCCAAACACAUUCUCACCAGUCCCAACUGCGUACUCUGGAGCUGUUCCCAAAAACUACAGUCGCAGAGACAAGGCUCCACAUGCUUCACCAUCUUCACCCACCUCCUCCUCCUCACCAGCACCAGGCUCUUCACAUAGUCGUCCAGCCUCUUCCCUUGACUGGCGCGAUUCCCUCAGGCGUGAUGCCUCCUUUGUCAUUGAUGCAGAUGUGUUCAUGUAUGCUGACCAGUUCAAGAAGAAAGACAUUAACACCAUCCGGACCAGCCAUGGUGUUGAAAUUAAACAGCAGGAACGUGGUGAUAUGUUCAACGUCACUUUAAUGGGGAGGAACUCAAACGCAGCCAUGGGCAAACUACAGAGCCUCAUGGAUGAUCUCAGCCAAUCACUACGCACGCAGGAAGUUCCUCUGAAGGACAUGAAUCCUGACGGCAGAGUGCUUUUAGGGAAAAUUCAGCAAAACGGGAACAUCGACGGCUCAGUGCUGGUGUGCCACAUGACAGACAGACUCCACCUCAUUGGCUCAUCUAGAGAGAGCUACGAGUUAAAGCAAAGGCUGCUGGGACGCACAGGAAGGACCUCAGCUAGAAGCUCCAGGGGAAGGAGCAGCUCUGCUCCACCAAUCAAUCGCAAAAGCACAGAAACAGCUGCCCACCCCAAUCCAUCGCCUGGAGGGGCCACAGGUUACUCCCCAUCGAAGUACCAGGAUGAUAAACGGGAAGACGCUGCGACCGGGUGGGGAGCUGCUGCUGCUGCCCAGAGCCGGGGAAGAAGCUGGUCUCUGUCCCGUGGGAAUAAAGACGCAAACAGGGUUGAUGGCAACACGCGAGAGAAAGAAAGUAAAGCGCCAGCUCAGAGAUCACCCAAAAAAGUUUUGAUGAAUAUUCCUAAAGAUAUAAAGGAUGUGUUCAAAAAGCGGAACGCAAAAAAGAAAUGAGAGAAAAUCUCCGUUAAUGACACAAAACAGAGCCCUGCUGCUUCCCCUGUAUGUGUGUAACUAAGUGUCCAAAUUCAUGUUAGAUUUCUUACUGAGUACCUGCUGUGAUGUUAUACCCUAAAGCCCAACUGAUACUGAAACGUGUUCGGCUUGUGGGGAAAUGCACUUUUAUUACUUUAAAUUUAAAAGAGUUAGAAAAAGGUUUGAUAGACUGUCAGAAUGACGCUGCAGCAGCUAAACACUGGAAAAAGGGGGGACAGCCUGGCAGUUUCCACCUUUCAGCAUCAAACUUCACUUUUAAUAAAAGUAAAAUGUUGUCAACAUAAAGCAUGAGCUUAUGCACCUCCUCCACUGGCAAAAACACCCAGGAAUCAGUUUCCUUCCUUAUAAUUACAGAAACAACAGAGGAAACUGACGCAGCCUUCUUCCCCUUUCAGUGUGUCUGAUCGGCUGUUCCUGGGUCAUUGUUUGGGUACACUGAUCAUUGGGUGGCUCAGAAAUAGCCCCGUCCCACCAGGUGAAAUGUCUGGAACAGGAGACUGUCCAGCAUCUUAUAUUAUCUGAGGAGUUUCAGCUCUGAAUGAUCCCUACUUUCAGUUUUAAAAUCAACUAAAUAAAUCAAUAAAAUCAAGUCUUCUGAGCAAGAGUUCAAAAUCCAAAAUAUUUGAAUUAAAUUCUGUUUAAAUAAGACAAAUAAGUAGUUUUUUUCAUGUUUGAGGAGUUAAAAAUAAAAGCACAUUUUAUUUAGUGUAAAGGUGGCCUGACGGUGAGAAAUCAGUUAAACAGUUACUUGUUAUAUCGCUGCUCUUUUCACGAGGCGACCGUGUAAUCUGUCAGUCUGUCGGUCGACGGUCUGAUCGGAUCUAAUUAUCCUCUGAUGACCUUUGACACUUAUUUCUGCAGCUCAGACUUUGGUAUAUUUUCCAAACUGCUCGAUGAGUGUGUGAAGAUUUCUACCUUAAACUCAUCUCUGAUGUUCUUUUAGACAGGUGAAGGUUGCUGUUUUGUUGUGCAAUAUCCUGAUUUUGGUUCUGACUCUGCACUCUUCAAAUGCCUUAAAAUUAUUUUAUAAUAAUAAGCUUCACAUAAUGAGAUUAAUUUGGAGACAAAGCUAGAGAAGCAAGGCUAAGAUGGUUUGGAUGUGCAGAGGAGGGAGAGUGGAUAUUCUGGGCAAAGGAUGUUAGAUAAGGAGCUGCCAGGCAGGAGGAAGAGGAAGACCACAAACGAAGGUCAUGGAUGUAGUGAUGGAGGAGAUGCAGAGGGUUGGUGUGAUUAUCUGCUGUGGUGAUAAUCACACCAACGAAUCAGAGCAGCUAAACGAAUCAGAAGAGAUUAACUGAAGAGGGCACUACGUAGUUAAUAGUAAAUGAAAUGUUUUUUCCAUUGUGAUGUGAACACAGUUUGCGAAUCACUUCUAGACUGACAUUUUGUAACCAUGUUUUUGAUGGCUGCUGUCACUGUCUGGCAUCUUUCCACAUCAGUGUGUUCAUCGG
Molecule: messenger RNA, 2812 nt
Organism: Archocentrus centrarchus (flier cichlid)
Lineage: Eukaryota; Metazoa; Chordata; Actinopteri; Cichliformes; Cichlidae
Gene: rbm43
Product: RNA binding motif protein 43
Exons: 3
Coding region: 189-1319 (376 amino acids)
Source: RefSeq, a predicted model, not a curated record